UCAAGCUAGCAGAGAGGUAGAGGUUAGCCUCAAAAAUCUUUGUAUAGACAGAAGUGUCUGGCCAUUAUUUUAAACUUGUUAAUAUACAAUAAACAUGUUUAGAUUUGCAUCUCCUAAAAGUUUCUUUUCAUAAUGUUUUUUUAGUCUUUCGCAACUCUUUGCCUUGAUAUAUUUCGUAUUAGUUUAGUUGGUUAGUUUAGCGAUGUUUACAGAGCUGAACAGUAUCCUGAACACCUCCCCAGACAGCUUUACACCGGGAGAGUUUAUCUUGGUGUCUGACAGACAGAGUGAUGCCUCUUUCCUCAUUCAUCACUUCCUCUCGUUCUACCUCAGAGCGCGUUGCAAAGUCUGUUUUCUGGGUCUGGUUCAGUCCUUCAGCCACUACAGUGCAGUCAUUCAAAGACUGGGUGUCAGUUUAACCCAAGCGAAGGAGAAAGGCCAGCUGAUGUUCCUGGAGGGACUGAAGGAGUCACUUUCUAUUUUGAUUCCUCAAGAAGGAAGCACAGAAUGUCAGGCCAUGGACUUCCUCAGGGACCCUGCUGUUGGCCUGCGGAGUCUGUACGAGUUUGUUCGGUCCAGUGUGACUAGUUCUGGUGGUGGGGAGGAUGUGGCAGAGGAGUGGGGUCCGCCUGUGCUGCUGGUGGACGACCUCAGUGUACUGUUGAGUCUGGGGGUCAGCACUGGAGCCGUGUUGGACUUCAGCCACUACUGCAGAGCUGCAGUCUGCUCUCAGCUGCAGGGAAAUAUGGUGAUGCUGGUACGAUGCAAUGGGGAAGAAGAGGAGGAUGGAGAUGAUGAAGGCUCAGAGCGGCUGUUGAAGGGCCUGACUCAUCAGUGUAGCCUUACUCUUCAUGUUCAGGGUCUCCCGACCGGUUACUGCAGGGACAUACACGGACAGGUAGAGGUAUGUUGGAGGAGGAGACAGGGUGAUGGGCAGCAUGCACAGAAGAAACUCUUUCAGUACAAGGUCCAUGAUAAAGGAGCAUCCUUCUUCGCCCGUGGGACAUCUAGCGUUGUCCUCUAGUACCACCUUUUGGCAUCCUCGUGUGGCUCUUCUGCAUAGUACAACUAAUCGGACACAAGCUACUAUAUUAUAAAAUGUCAUCUGGAAGCUUUAUAUUUGGUUGAUGGCUAAUUUUAGGAAAAGAGAGACUGUAGGAGGAACUAUGAGACCCUGAUGUCUUAUUUACAGCCUGGCGUGAGAUGAUCAGCAAAACCAAAUAUUUCUGCUUAUGCUAAUAAUUUGUGCUUUUUUUUUUGUUUUGUUUUUUUUUUUGUUUUGUUUUGUUUUUGUUUUUGACAGAACUUGCAGAUGAGUUCUCAAAAUUAUGGGACAGUAAAUGGACAAAAACUGUCUGGUCUUUAUUUAGUGAGCCAAUAAAAUGAAUAAAUAACAUCAAAAGAAAAAUAUGAAGUCUGAAAUAAAUAAAUAACGUGAA
Messenger RNA from Melanotaenia boesemani (Boeseman's rainbowfish), 1439 nucleotides. RefSeq names its product elongator acetyltransferase complex subunit 6 (gene elp6). NCBI's taxonomy places the organism in Eukaryota, Metazoa, Chordata, Actinopteri, Atheriniformes, Melanotaeniidae. The coding region runs from base 203 to 1024 and encodes 273 amino acids. The record is from RefSeq and is a predicted model, not a curated record. Gene Ontology annotation, biological process: tRNA wobble uridine modification. The transcript is spliced from 7 exons. Gene Ontology annotation, cellular component: elongator holoenzyme complex.